Paramuricea clavata is the source of this 1759-nucleotide messenger RNA. The record is from the annotation of a GenBank genome assembly. NCBI's taxonomy places the organism in Eukaryota, Metazoa, Cnidaria, Anthozoa, Malacalcyonacea, Plexauridae.
GGCGUUGAUGAUGUCACUGGAGAACCACUUAUACAGAGAGAUGAUGACAAGGUUUGUUUUCCAUACGCAGUACAGUUUAUAUAUUUCACUUCAUUAAGGCUUAUAUUUUAUAUGGAUCUUACAUUGACUGUAGUCUGGUAAUGUAUUAAUGCAGUUCAAUCUUAUGAACAAACUUAAGACAAUUUCACGUGUAUUGGUGGGUUUAUACAAGCAUUACAAGGCAGCAAAUGGUGAUCAUCCUCAAAAAUGUUGACACUAAAUCACGAACAACCAAAUUAAUCUCCGAAGGGUUUUGUAGAUAGAAAUUGCGAGUGUAAAUUUUAUAUAUUUAUUAGAGCUUACAGGAGCAAACUUUUGGAUGUCCUGAUAUUUACCCAUACACCUUGUUACAUUGGCGUCACCUUUGUAUAUAUACAUGAACUUGCGGUUAGUUCUCGACAACUGGCCUCAGUUGGUUAGAGCGCUGCACCGGAAUCGUAGGUUCGAUUCCUGCCACAGGGAACCAGAGGGCCUAUAGUUGUAUUUUUCGCAACUGCUCCUUGUUGCGCCUAAUAAGUGUAUAAAAUUUACACUCCAAAUUUCCAUCUACAAAACCACAGAAUACUACAGACACUACACAGAAGUCCAUCUCCAUUGUUUUUUGCGUAAGCGUUAUUCGUCAUGAUUCGUCACUCAGCAAGUACCGUAAACAGAAGCAGUCACCCCCUGGACGUGCGCCAUUUUUAGUAUUUCCAGGGGGGACUGCUUCUGUUUAUGGUAUUUGCUGAGUGACGAAUAAUUACGAAUAGAGCUUACGCUAAAAACAAUGGAGAUGGACUUCUGUGUAGUAUUCUGUGACAAAACCCUUCUACAAUUAGUUAUAUCGAGUGAGAUCCCCAAAAUCCUGAUAUUUCCCAAAUUAAACUCCAUAAAUCAUCAUAUUUAUUUCAAAUACAAGACUACAACGCAAAGAAUUAACAUUUUUCCUCACCAGGUCGACCACCAUCUGCUGUUGCAUGCUGCAGUACCAUAGUUUGCUUCUGAAAAGCACUGGGCCCUAUAAUGCGGUUUUGUUAAUUUUUAGCCUGAGACUGUUGAUGCAAGGUUGAAUAUCUUCCAGUCUCAAAUGGCUCCAGUACUUAAAUUUUAUAGGUACGUGUGUGGAAAAUAGGUAAAAAAAAAUUUAAAUUAAUCUUUUAAUUCGUCCUUGGGGAAUUGUUCCAGUUAUUAAGGGGCUGAUGAGAACCUCCCUAUCACUCGUGCAGCCUCCUUCAUUGCGUCUCAACUUCCAACCCCGUCUUAAAACUGGCAGUUACGCAGGCUAUCACUUGGCUUGACCUAGCCUGCUGAAGCGUUAUGCAAUGCCCCCAUGAUUUAACGUCCUUGCAAAAACGUCCUCCUUUCUCUAUUUCAAUCGUGGCGUAUUGCUUCAAAAUGUUCUGGAAGCAAAACUGGUACAACACGAUUGAAAUGGAAAACUGGCUUCAGUUAGUUGAUGCUAUAAUAGGUGAUGUAACUGAUGUAUGAUGUGUAAAGUUAUCUCAGUGACUGCAUGCACCUCGUCUCAUGCAUCUGAUGGGUGUUACCAGUACAGUAUAUGCAAUUUUCUGGUUUCUCACUCAAAUGCCACAGCUCAAAUGCCACCCUGAGUAAAUUGGAAUCAACUCAUGUUCUCUCUGUAUGUUGUAGUGAGCAAGAGAUCCUACAUACAUUUCCUGGCACAGAGUCUGAUGUUAUAUAUCCAGAAGUGAAAGAGUUUUUGAAGAAAGUGUUACAAUAG